This is a messenger RNA of Penicillium nucicola, 813 nucleotides long. Its product is annotated as VOC family protein. The record is from RefSeq and is a predicted model, not a curated record. The coding region runs from base 1 to 813 and encodes 270 amino acids. The transcript has a single exon. Lineage: Eukaryota; Fungi; Ascomycota; Eurotiomycetes; Eurotiales; Aspergillaceae.
AUGCCUGACCAACUCAACUUGUCGCCCACUCUUGAUCAUAUUGUCAUCCUCGUGUCACACGAUACACUCUCGAGCUUACCCGACCAGCUCAAAAACAUAUUAAUCGUUGCCCCUGGCGGCAACCACGCCGAUGGACUCACAUCCAACAAGCUAGUGCUCUUCAAGGACGGGGUAUACAUAGAGUUCAUCGCAUUUUUCAACCACGUCGAUGCCAAGCAACGCAGCAAGCAUCGAUGGGGAAACCUCAAAGAAGGCACCGUCAUCGAUUGGGCCUUCACAGCUCCACAUGGUGUAGAUUUUGCAUCCAUCAGACAGCGAGUUCUGAACGGCGACACGGGCUUCAUGUACGAAGAGCCAGCGCAUUGGGGUCGGAAAAGAGCCGACGGAGUGAUGCUUGAAUGGACGCUUAGCGCGGCUAGAGGCACGAGUGAAGAUGUCAUCUCGCCAGGCUGGCUACCCUUUUGGGUCUUUGAUAUAACUCCUAGGAAUCUACGUGUUCCCUAUGCCGUGGAACCUGCCAUGACUGAGCACCCAUCCGGUGUGAACGGGAUCUCGUCGCUGUCAAUACUGGUUCCUGAACAAGUCCUGUCGAGUCUUGUGAAGACGUAUGCAGCGAUAUAUGGUGAAAAUAUACCAGCUGUUGAGGGUGCAGAGUGGGGAUACGAGGUUCCUGCUGGAUCAAACGCUGGAAGACAGACAAUCUCUUUGUUGAAAGGCUCACCAAUUCCUGAGGUGACCAUCAAAAUGGCGUUUAAGGGUCUCAAUCGUGGCUCAGUCGAGCUCCUACCUGGACUUAUUGUGGAAAUUGAAUAG